Trichosurus vulpecula (common brushtail) is the source of this 4527-nucleotide messenger RNA. It is a transcript of the gene UNC13C, whose product is annotated as unc-13 homolog C. The coding region runs from base 113 to 3649 and encodes 1178 amino acids. Gene Ontology annotation, cellular component: plasma membrane; terminal bouton; neuromuscular junction. Gene Ontology annotation, biological process: synaptic transmission, glutamatergic; presynaptic dense core vesicle exocytosis; dense core granule priming. Gene Ontology annotation, molecular function: phospholipid binding; calmodulin binding; calcium ion binding. Lineage: Eukaryota; Metazoa; Chordata; Mammalia; Diprotodontia; Phalangeridae. The record is from RefSeq and is a predicted model, not a curated record. The transcript has 31 exons.
CAGUUCUGUGGAUGAAAAGGCUCGAAUAGUAAAUGGGAGUGGUCUGGAUGCUUCCCAAUUGAGUGUGCUCCAAGCAUUUGGGGCUGGGAGAGGACUCUAUGGUAUCGACAGCAUGCCUGACCUCCGCAGGAAGAAAACCUUCCCCAUUGUCCGAGAUGUGGCCAUGACAUUAGCUGCCCGAAAAUCUGGAAUCUCCCUGGCCAUGGUUAUUAGGACAUCUCUGAACAAUGAGGAAUUGAAAAUGCAUGUCUUCAAAAAGACUCUGCAAGCAUUGAUCUACCCAAUGUCAUCUACCACCCCUCACAAUUUUGAGGUGUGGACAGCUACCACCCCAACCUACUGCUAUGAAUGUGAAGGUCUUCUUUGGGGGAUAGCAAGACAAGGCAUGAAGUGUAUGGAGUGCGGUGUCAAAUGUCAUGAAAAGUGUCAGGACCUUCUAAAUGCUGACUGUUUGCAGAGAGCUGCAGAGAAGAGCUCUAAGCAUGGUGCCGAAGAUAAGACUCAGACGAUCAUUACAGCCAUGAAGGAACGGAUGAAAAUAAGAGAGAGAAAUAGACCAGAAGUGUUUGAAGUCAUUCAGGAAAUGUUCCAAGUUUCCAAAGAAGACUUUGUACAGUAUACAAAGGCUGCCAAACAGAGUGUAUUGGAUGGGACAUCUAAGUGGUCAGCUAAAAUAACCAUCACAGUGGUUUCUGCCCAAGGCUUACAGGCUAAGGACAAAACAGGAUCAAGUGAUCCAUAUGUUACAGUUCAAGUUGGAAAGAACAAGAGAAGAACCAAAACAAUUUUUGGAAACUUAAAUCCAGUCUGGGAUGAAAAGUUUUAUUUUGAAUGCCAUAAUUCUACUGAUCGAAUCAAAGUCAGAGUGUGGGAUGAAGAUGAUGACAUUAAAUCAAGAGUCAAGCAACAUUUCAAAAAGGAAUCAGAUGAUUUUUUGGGACAAACAAUUGUUGAAGUGAGGACCCUGAGUGGAGAAAUGGAUGUCUGGUACAAUCUAGAGAAACGGACAGAUAAAUCAGCUGUAUCUGGUGCCAUUAGGCUGAAAAUCAAUGUUGAAAUAAAAGGAGAGGAGAAGGUUGCACCAUAUCAUAUACAGUAUACAUGUUUGCAUGAGAACCUGUUCCAUUACUUGACUGAAGUUAAAUUUAAUGGUGGAGUGAAAAUCCCAGAAGUCAAAGGAGAUGAAGCCUGGAAGGUUUUCUUUGAUGAUGCGUCCCAAGAAAUAGUAGAUGAAUUUGCAAUACGUUAUGGAAUUGAGUCUAUUUAUCAAGCAAUGACGCACUUUUCGUGUCUGUCUUCCAAGUACAUGUGCCCUGGUGUCCCAGCAGUGAUGAGUACCCUCCUGGCAAACAUAAAUGCUUUUUAUGCCCACCCAACGGUCUCAACUAAUGUGCAAGUGUCUGCCUCAGAUCGGUUUGCUGCUACCAAUUUUGGUAGAGAAAAGUUCAUCAAACUACUGGAUCAGUUGCACAACUCUUUGAGGAUUGAUUUAUCAAAGUACAGGGACAACUUUCCUGCUAGCAAUUCAGAGAGACUUCAAGAUCUGAAAUCAACUGUUGACCUGCUAACAAGCAUCACCUUUUUUCGAAUGAAGGUUUUAGAACUCCAAAGUCCACCAAGAGCCAGCACUGUUGUAAAGGACUGUGUUAGGGCUUGUUUAGACUCCACAUACAAGUAUAUUUUUGACAACUGCCAUGAACUCUACACCCAGCUAAUAGAUCCGAAACAGGAUAUUCCUCGAGAAGAUCAGGGUCCGACCACCAAGAAUUUGGAUUUUUGGCCCCAGCUCAUCACUCUGAUGGUCACUAUUAUUGAUGAGGAUAAAACUGCGUACACACCUGUCCUAAAUCAGUUCCCUCAAGAACUAAACAUGGGAAAAGUCAGUGCUGAGAUCAUGUGGACCCUCUUUGCACAGGAUAUUAAAUAUGCGCUGGAAGAACAUGAAAAGCAGCGGUUAUGCAAGAGUACCGAUUACAUGAAUUUGCAUUUCAAAGUAAAAUGGUUUUAUAAUGAAUAUGUGCGAGAGCUCUCUGCCUUCAAAGAUGCCGUUCCUGAAUACUCUUUAUGGUUUGAGCCCUUUGUCAUUCAGUGGCUUGAUGAAAAUGAAGAUGUGUCAAUGGAGUUUCUUCAUGGUGCACUAGGAAGAGACAAAAAAGAUGGAUUCCAGCAGACCUCAGACCAUGCCCUCUUCUCUUGCUCUGUGGUAGAUGUCUUUGCACAGCUUAACCAAAGCUUCGAGAUUAUCAAGAAAUUGGAGUGCCCUAAUCCUGAAGCAUUAUCCCAUUUAAUGAGAAGAUUUGCAAAGACUAUCAGUAAAGUUCUACUCCAGUAUGCUGCAAUUGUCUCCAAUGAUUUCAGUUCUUAUUGUGAUAAAGAAAAUGUGCCCUGUAUUUUGAUGAACAACAUCCAACAAUUGCGAGUCCAGCUGGAAAAAAUGUUUGAAUCCAUGGGAGGGAAAGAGCUAGAUCCUGAAGCUAGUAGUGUUCUCAAAGAACUUCAGGUAAAACUCAACGGGGUCCUGGAUGAACUCAGCGUAACCUAUGGUGAAAGUUUCCAGCUCAUUAUCGAAGAGUGCGUGAAGCAGAUGAAUUUAGAAUUGAAUCAAAUGAAAGGAAAUGGAAGUACCACCUCCAACAAGAACAAUGCAGCUAUGGAUGCAGAAAUUGUACUAAGACCUCUUAUGGACUUCUUGGACAAAACUUUAAGUCUCUCUGCGAAAAUCUGCGAAAAGACAGUGCUGAAGCGGGUUUUGAAAGAGCUGUGGAAGCUCGUCCUCAACAAAAUAGAAAAGCAGAUUGUUCUUCCUCCUUUGACAGAUCAAACAGGACCUCAAAUGAUUUUUAGUGCAGCUAAGGACCUUGGACAGCUAUCUAAACUGAAGGAUCACAUGAUUCGAGAAGAAACCAAGGGUCUGACUCUGAGACAGUGUGCUGUCAUGGAAGUAGUCUUGGCCACAAUCAAGCAAUACUUUCAUGCUGGAGGAAAUGGUCUGAAAAAGAACUUUCUGGAGAAGAGCCCUGAUCUUCAGUCUCUUAGAUAUGCUCUCAGUCUUUAUACCCAAACCACCGAUGCCCUGAUAAAGAAAUUCAUAGACACCCAAACCUCUCAGAAUCGCUCCCGGAAUGAUUCAGUGGGACAGAUAUCUGUUCAUGUAGACAUCUCAACCAUUCCAGGAACUGGGGAGCACAAAGUGACAGUAAAAGUCAUCGCCAUCAGUGACCUACACUGGCAAACCACAGCUAUGUUUCGCCCCUUUGUGGAGGUUUUCAUCCUGGGACCCAACCUCGGCGACAAGAAAAGGAAACAAGGUACCAAGACCAAAAGCAACACCUGGUCGCCCAAGUACAAUGAAACUUUCCAGUUCAUCCUGAGUAAUGAAAACCGCCCAGGGGCCUAUGAACUUCACCUCUCAGUUAAGGAUUACUGCUUUGCACGGGAAGAUCGAGUUAUAGGAAUGACAGUGAUUCAACUCCAAAAUAUAGUGGAGAAGGGGAGCUCAGGGGCAUGGUAUCCGCUACUGAAAAACAUCUUUAUGGAUGACACUGGCUUGACAAUCCUUAGGAUACUUUCUCAAAGGACCAAUGAUGACGUGGCUAAAGAAUUUGUAAGACUGAAAUCAGACGCAAGAUCCACAGAAGAGGUUGCCUGAAGCCAAUAUUGCAAGGUAGCAUCCUCAAGAACCUAAAUAAGCUGUUGUUUGACUAGUGCAUGUGUGUGCAAAUCAGUGGGAAUGCAUAAUCAACUAUGUUUAAGUGUUUAUCCGUACUCUGGUGUGUGGAAGACCUGUAUGACUUUUGAUGCCUAUUGGGGUUUGGAAAGUUAGUAGUUCCAUGAAGUGCCAAAAUGAAGAUUAAAGAUGCAUUAUCAAGAGUAUCUUUUCAGACAUCGAUUUCAUUUCAUGACCAAACUUCCAUCUCCUCAGCUCAUUCAUAAAUUAUUUGUCCUUUGAAUUUAUUCAUUAAUAGUUUUCCUUAUAUUAGUGUUGUGUGUUGUUUAACAACAGGCAGUUAAGCCUAUCUGUGCAUUAGAAGGUAUUCUGUAUUCAUAUCCUUUUUAUGUUACUUCACCAUCAUCUUAGAUGUCUAACCAAUAACUUUUUCUACCAUAGCUAGAAAUGCAGUUACUUCUAGAAAGUGUUUGUAAUUUUAUAAUUACUGAUGUAAUGUGAUGAUUUUUGCAUACAAAUGAAAAUAGAAAUGGUGGGAAAUAUUUUAUGCUGACCACUUUCCAACCUUUCUGAACUAUCACUGUGAAGAAAUGCUAUUAAAGCAAUCUUAUAUAAAGCAAUGCUCACUAGUUUGUUUUAAAAAAAGUUUGAUAUAUUGAAAAAACUUUUGUUCUUCGAAACUGCCAAGGUCAUAUCACAUUUGUACAAGAAGGUAAGUUGAUGUAUUUGCUGUGUGGCAUAAUGCUUUUACCAAAUCUUUUUUUUUUUUUAGAAAGUGAUGUAGUCAGGGUAAACAAUUUAGAAGUAGGAAGGCAAAUUUGUUUCUCCAAGUCAUCUAUUAUGUGUAAUGAUACUGUUAG